Molecule: messenger RNA, 4082 nt
Organism: Phymastichus coffea
Lineage: Eukaryota; Metazoa; Arthropoda; Insecta; Hymenoptera; Eulophidae
Gene: GCS1
Exons: 2
Coding region: 197-2635 (812 amino acids)
Biological process (GO): protein N-linked glycosylation; oligosaccharide metabolic process
Cellular component (GO): endoplasmic reticulum membrane
Molecular function (GO): Glc3Man9GlcNAc2 oligosaccharide glucosidase activity
Source: RefSeq, a predicted model, not a curated record
CUGCCCGGCAUAUGGUAAAUGAAAAAUAAUUUUCAAGCUUUGUUAUCCAUUAAUAAUUAAACAACUAAGGAAAAACAUUUACUGUAUCACAACAAACGUAAGAUAGUUUGUGUAUAAGAUGUAUAAAAAGAUUACUACAAAUACAAAAGAUAAAUAAAAUUACAUCUCAGUACUGAAAUAACCAAAAUCGUUGACAAUGAAGAAGCCAAGGCAGGUAAAAUCAAAAAUGAAAGCAGAAAAGGAAGAGCGUGAGAUGCAAAAUACAGUUAGUGGACCUUGGGCUUUUCAGAAUUUCGUCUGGAAGGUAUUCGUUCCUACUUGUGUGAUGGCUUUUGCAGCAGUUUUAGGCUACAAAGGUUACAUCGAGACACGUGUUAAUACUCCAUUUAGCAGUGAUAAACUAGCGGAAAUCAGUCGUUUGGAUAAGCAUGAUUACUAUUGGGGAUCAUAUAGGCCACAAGUGUACUUUGGUAUGAAGACAAGAGAGCCUUUUUCGCUAGUGACAGGUAUGAUGUGGUACUUUCCUGCUACAUUACAAGGAGAUGGCAGGGGCUUUAGACACUGGUGCACACAAGAGGAUGGUCUGAAAAGAUAUGGCUGGAUGAAGCAUGAUGGAAAGAAUUUUGGCAUUCAAGAAAUUGUUGAUAAUGAUGUUUUGAUCAAAACUUCUUUUGUUAAAAAUAUUCAUGGGUUGAACGGAGGUGACUGGACUGCUAGAAUUCAUGUAUCAAAAUUAAACUUAACAAAUAAUAAUAAAAAGAUGUCACUCAUAUUUUAUUCUGCUAUUGAGGAGAAAACUAGUGGUAAUAUCAAUCCUAUUAUUGACCAGUUAAGCAACUCUUUGAUAGGCGUCGAUGGAGAAACUAAAGAGUUAGGAUUUUUCAAUUUGAACUUUAAUGUUAUCAAAGGCUCUGGCAUAGAACAAUCAUACUUAGUAACAGCAGCUCCAAGCUUAAGUUUGUUGAAGGAAACUGUCUUUCAGAAUUUGAAGGCAGUAAGGCAAAAGAAUCCUAGAGAACCAAAAAUUGUAUUGCCAGGUGAAGAGCUUAGACUCAAGAAUGGAGAAAUGCUAUCACCCAAUUUUAUAGCAACUCAAAUAACAGCUGAACUACCUUUAGAACUGGAAGUUAGAUUUGAAAGAAAUAGCAUGAAUCAAAAAGAGAGUCUCACAGGAGAAACUUAUGAAAAUGCCUUGAUUAACUAUGAAUAUACCUUUGAUGAGAAGUUUGAGAAGAUUUUUAAAUUGAAAACAAAAGGCUACAAGGAAGAUGAAAUUAAUUUUGCUAAAUUAGCUUUUUCAAAUAUGAUUGGUUCUAUCGGUUACUUCUAUGGUUCAGCUCAAGUACAGAGUAUUUACACAGAUGAUCCAGUACCAUACUGGAAAGCUCCUCUAUACAGUGCAGUCCCAAGCAGAAGCUUUUUCCCCAGAGGCUUCUUGUGGGAUGAAGGUUUCCAUGGUUUAUUACUUUCAAGUUGGGACUUGGAUGUAGAAAUGGAUAUUAUUAGUCACUGGUUUGAUCUGAUGAACGUUGAAGGUUGGAUUCCUAGAGAAAUGAUUUUAGGUGAAGAAGCAUUAGCCAAAGUACCAAAUGAGUUUGUAACUCAAGUCAAUACAAAUGCUAAUCCACCAACAUUUUUCAUUACACUUCAAUAUAUUUUGGAGCAUAAGCGAGGUGAAUUACUAUCCAAGCAUUUACAUCUGCUUGAGAAACUUUAUCCAAGAUUGCAAACAUGGUUCGAAUGGUUCAACACUACGCAAAAAGGAGAGCUUGCAAGUUCUUACAGAUGGCGAGGUAGGAAUGAUCAGGUAACAAAAGAAUUAAAUCCAAAAACUCUAACUUCUGGUUUGGACGAUUAUCCAAGAGCUUCUCAUCCAUCUCAAGAUGAACGUCACGUCGAUCUUCGUUGCUGGAUGGCUUUGGCUGCAAAAGUUAUGGCUAUUAUUGCUGAUAUCUUGCAUAAACCAUCUCAUAAGUAUGAGAAUACCUAUGAGUACUUGUCAGACAACAGACUGUUGAAUGAACUUCACUGGUCACCCAAUACUCAUAGCUAUUCAGAUUAUGGCCUUCACACAGAUAAGGUAAUACUCCAAAGGCCAAAUCAGCCUUCAAGACAAAUUCAACAUCAACAAGACAAAAUAAGAGUAGUUUUAGAGAAACCUGUGAAUAGAUUUGUAGACUCCUCAUUUGGCUAUGUUUCUCUAUUCCCAUUAAUACUUAAAGUCAUAGAUCCUAGCUCAAUUCAAUUGCAAAUGGUUUUGGAAGAUCUCAAAAAGCCAGAACUUUUGUGGACUAAGUAUGGUUUGAGAUCUCUUGCGAAAAAUUCACCAAUCUACAUGAAACGUAACACAGAGCAUGAUCCACCAUACUGGAGAGGUGCUAUUUGGAUGAAUUUGAAUUAUCUAACUGUAGCUGCCUUGCAUCACUAUUCACAGGUUGAAGGACCUUACAAAGCAGAAGCUCAAAAAAUCUACAUUGAUUUGAGAAAAAACCUGAUUGCCAAUGUCAUUAGUCAAUAUAAGAAAACGGGAUAUUUAUGGGAAAAUUAUGGAGAUAGCUUAGGUGAGGGUAAAGGUAGUCAUCCUUUCACUGGAUGGACUUCAUUAACUGUUUUGUUGAUGGCGGAACUUUAUUAGACAGAAUGGGAUAGAAAGCUUGCAAUCUUUGCCUUACUAAGUACAUCUUUGAAUUGUAAAGUCACAAAGUAAAAGUAGAUUUUGAAAUAAUUGAGAAAUUGAAACUACAUAUAUAACUUUUCUAUAGAGCCUUUACAAAAUGAAGGGAAAUAUUUAAAUCGCAAAAAUAACUAUUAAUUAUUUCAUGUAGAUUGAAGUCAAUUUUCUUGACUUAAUGUAACACCAUUUCACGACCAUUAUAUGAUGUGUGAAAAACCAACUAUGUACUUUUUAAAUUGAAGUAUUUAGUUAAUAAUUGAAGCAUUUUAUUUUGAAGUAUUAUGUAAUUUUUUGAGCUUAUAAAUAUCCUGCAAUCGGUGCAUUUAUUUGAUAUAACUUGUUUUACACAAGUAUCUUGUAUUUAAAGUGUUCUAGAAAAACAAAUUUAUGUCUGUAAAUAUGAAUUGUUUCAAGAUUGAGGGUGUAGAUUAUUGAACUUGUUGAUCGUUUACUCUUGAAUUAAAGCGAUAUAUACGAUAAUUAAAUAUUAUAGGAAUUAAGCUACUCUUAUACUGCUGUAUAAGAUAAACUAUUUUUAUCAUUAUUCUUUCACAUUUAACUUUUGCCAGAAAGUCUCUUUGAAAAACACAUUUUAAUAUAAAAUUAAGAAAAAAAAUUCCGAUUGAUCAGUUUUUAUUCGAUAUUAUCAAUAACAACAUAAGCUACCUCGUCGUUAUUAUUUAUCAUAUCAUAACAAUCUAUGAUCUUGAAAUUUGAAAAACUUUUAACAUUCAAAGACUGAAAAAUUAUUGAAAUAUUGUUAAUGGAUGAUAUGGACAAAAUAUAUCAAUAUAGUGAUAAAAAAAUCGCUGUGACAUUUAAUAUUUUAGAUGUGAAUAAAAAAUUGCUAAUCAAUCCAUGAAAAAAAUGAUUCACAAAUGAAAAAAAAAAAUUUUUUUCCGCCUAAUUUUUAUAACAAUCACGUUGAAAAAGAAAAGCUUCAAUACUUUUUUCUGUGAAAAAUGAAACUCUUAUCAUCUUAUAAAUUUUUAGAUAAAUAGAAUAUUUCACGAGUUGCAAUAAUCAAUUUAUGAGCUUUUCUGCAUUGAUAAAAUUUUAAUUUUACAUUUUAACUCUUUAACGAACCAUAACGUGAUUAUAAAGCUGCAAGUAGUAAUACAUAAGAGUUAAGUAUUAUUAGUUAAAAAUAAUCAAAGAAUUUAAAGUUAGACUUUCUAUAGAUUCUUCAAUUAGAAUUAAUUGAAUGUAAUAAUGUGUAAAAUGCUAUGGUGAUUAGUUUUAUGAUGGCUAAAGGUCUCACCUAAGCUAAAAAUAUGUAACUUAAGUUUCAGGAGCAAUAUAAAUAAUGUUUAAAAAUGUUUUUUUUUAUUAAUUGACUAAUAAAGAAGUAAAAUCAAUAAAAGAAAUCGUAGCCCUAUUCAAAAUUGUCCUUCACAAUUUCUACUUU